Molecule: messenger RNA, 1643 nt
Organism: Drosophila arizonae
Lineage: Eukaryota; Metazoa; Arthropoda; Insecta; Diptera; Drosophilidae
Gene: Mur18B
Product: Mucin related 18B
Cellular component (GO): extracellular region
Molecular function (GO): chitin binding
Source: RefSeq, a predicted model, not a curated record
ACAAGUGGCUCAUACAACGAUCGACCGAAGUUAGCCACAGGCAACACGACGAUGACGACAACAACAACCAGAACAACAAUCAGAACAACGAUGACAGCGAGACACGGAUUCUUCUCGACAGCCACCGCGGUGCUGCUGCUCUGCGCAGCCCUGCUGCUGACCAAAUCCUGCGGCGCUCAGGCCCUUAGCGGUGCUGGUAGCGGCGAUUUGGCCUGGAGCGAAACAACAACGCUUGCCGAGGGCAGCGGUUGGGAGGAGACGAUCAUUACCACACCACAGCCUGACGAGUCCACCGUGCAGGAGGAAGUGACAACGGAUGCCACUGAGGAGCUGGACACUACAACAAUAGCUGUCGAAAAUCCACCAGAGAGUAGCGUAGAGACAACUACUGCUGCCGCUGAGGAUGCGGAAACCACGCUCAGUCCCAGCGAGCCGGAGGCAGAGACCACAGUCGCACCCAAUGAGGAGUCAUCCACAUCGAGCCCCAGCGAGCAGCAGCCAACUGAUGGCCCCAGUGGAGAGCCCUCCACUUCGGCACCCACUGGCAGUCCUAGCGAGGAGCCAACCACUGGCAGUCCUAGCGAGGAGCCAACCACUGGCAGCCCCAGCGAGGAGCCAACCACUGGCAGUCCUAGCGAGGAGCCAACCACUGGCAGUCCCAGCGAGGAGCCAACCACUGGCAGCCCCAGCGACCAGCCAUCCACAUCGAGUCCCACUGAGGAGCAGUCCUCUGCCAGCCCCGGCGAACAGCCAUCCACAUCCAGCCCCAUUGAGAGCUCAUCCUCUGCCAGCCCCAGCGAACAGCCAUCCACUUCCAGCCCCGGCGAGGAGCAGCCCACAACUCCAGAAGAAGAGGCAGGCGCCACCACCAUUGCACCCACACCACCGGCACCGCCCGCAUUCACGUGCGAGACCCCUGGUGUAUUCGCCCACAUCAGCGGUGACUGUCAACGCUUCCAUAAAUGCGUCCAGGAUGCUCCUUUGGGUGCGCUGAAUGAAUACGACCUGGUGUGCCCCCCGCUGAUGGCUUUCUCGCCCGAGUACGGCCGUUGCGUGCGCGACGUCUCGGCGUGCGACAAUGAUGCAUUCGUUUGCGCAUCUCCCGGACGCUUUGCAGGCAACGACUCCAGCUACUACUACAACUGUGUGGUGAGCUUGCGCGGUGGCUAUCACAAGUACAUUGUGCGCUGCUCGCCCGGCCAGCGCUUCGAGCCGUUGAUGGGCCGUUGCUGGCGCUACGACUGGACAGUUUACCAGCCCGGACAGGCGUAUGAGGCCGAAGAUUUGGCCGCCAUCAAGCGUGAACAGAAGCAGCUGAAGACCGAGGAGAAGCUGCGCAAGAAGGCCGAAAAGAUCAAGGCCAAAGAGCUGCUGAAGCAACAGAAGCUGGCCGAUAAGCUGGCCAAAAAGGCGGCCAAGGAGAAGGCAAAGCAAGAGGCCAAGGCCAACAAGCCUGUGUCCAUUGAGAGCGUCGAGUCGCCCGAGGUGCCCAGCGUCGAAGAAUAACCAGGCCCAGUCACUCAGUCCAGUAAUCCAGUUCUAAUCUAUGUUGGUGUAUAGCGUAGUCUCAUUAAGUUAUGGUUGUUAAUUUCACAUUUUUUUUUUCUCCCUGUUUUGCAUGAAUAAAGACAAGAGUUCUUUAA